UCUCGUGGUACCGGGCCCACAACUCCUGAAAUCGCCGAUCAUGCUGGUGAGCAAGAAGGUGAAGCGCCUCUUGCAGCUGGUGCCUGGGAAGCAGCGCUUCGGCGUUUACAGGUUCCUGCCCUUCUUCUUCCUCCUCGGGGGAGCGAUGGAGUGGUUCAUGAUUAACGUCCGUAUUGGCAAGGAGACGUUUUAUGACGUUUACCGUAGGAAACGGUCUGAAAGACAGUAUGAGGCGAGGAUGGAAAAAAAUGAAUUUUAGCUGAAACAUUUCAAGGUGGAUGUCCUGAAUUCUGCGAUCAUAUUAAUAUCAAAGAAACAUUACUGCCAUGGGAAUGG
Struthio camelus australis is the source of this 336-nucleotide messenger RNA. NCBI's taxonomy places the organism in Eukaryota, Metazoa, Chordata, Aves, Struthioniformes, Struthionidae. The record is from RefSeq and is a predicted model, not a curated record.